GUACAAGUGCGCUCGUUGCGUGAAUGACACCAGUGCAUUCAUUCCGUCCAUCUCACCGAACAUGGGCUGCAUCACCACCGUCAUUAACAACCAUCUCACACCCUACACGAUACGCAUUCAUUUAUGUGUACACACAUGCACACUAUGCAUACGUACAUCAUGUCGGUAUGUAAGUAGUGGCCAAGACUUUGAACAGCACGUCUUACGCAUGACUUUCGGCUAGCAGUGCUGGCAGUCCUGCUCGCUACAUUACGCGCCUUUCCGCACCCUCAUACACAGCAAAUGCACUCACCUCGGGAGCAAACUGACGGUAUAUAUACGAGACGGCUCAACACCAGUCUAUUCAUCCAUCCAUAUCCGCGAUGAUCUGGCACCAUACGAUUACCGCUGACGUCCCGCUGGGCCUGCGAACACAAUGCACUCCAUGUACAUAUGUACCUCGUUUCUUUGAGGCGACUACCAGCCGGCCACGUUGCGUGCAGCAUGCUAACCUACCAUGGGUGUCAUCGUACCCAGUUUGCAUUCGCCCAACGUCCCAACUCAAGCCCGCAACAAUCUAGUUGCAACCCUUUUGCUCACAAACUAAUGCCGUUCCAGAUGCAGACGACUAAUAACUGCCAGCACAUCGGCUGCCUUUGUGCACCUUUUGCACGAUCAGCCCGGUCCUGCGCCCAUCCUUCUCAAGCUUGCAUCCACAGUACAUCUAGCAGCUGCGCUGACGUCUCAUGUCUUUCCAUACCUCCCGUGCUCUCCUCCUUGCUGAUAUGCUCGUUUUUACUACUUGAUGUUGUUGUUGUUCCUGGGCGCCUCUCCGCCCUUCUCACGUACUUGCGGCCAAUCGAGUUUCCAUAGCAGUUCUAUCGGUUUUCAAGGACGCUGUUUUUUGCACGGGUAGCAUUGCCUCAAUCACAGAACUCCGUCAGUUGAGUUCGUGGCUGGUGGGAACCGAGAACAACUCAAAUACCAUCAUUUUCAGGCCUCUUUUGAGGUUUCGUUUUAACCAUGCAGCACAGCUCCAGUCCUUGGAGAGCUACCGCCUCUGAAUAUGUUAAACCACAAUACAAUCUUCACACCACCAUGUCUAUGAUCAACUUGCACGAGGAGUCUUCGAACUGGUAUUCUAGAGGGCCACCCUCGCCAACGGCUUCUUCGGUUUCGUCAAGUGCAAGUCGAAGCGCAACCCCCACUUCGAGCACAAACACCAACAAUCCGUGGCUAAAUACCAUGGCAAGUCCAACGUCAACCCAGUCAAGCAAUUCGACUAGCUCCUCUCCCAGGAACAGCCCUAAUCGUACACCUCAACAUGCCAGUCGCUCUACUACGCCAAUCGCCCCUCAACCGCGACGUCCUAUCCCCGCCGGUUUUGUUCCAAUGUCUCCACCACUUUCCAUCUCAGGAGAAUCUCUAAGAGGCAUCGAUUAUCCCGCUUCUCCAAAUCCGUACCGUCAACCUAUGGCCCCUUUCUCACCUUUAGUGAACGGUUUUAUCAACACGUCUCUGUUGUCUACUCAAGGGCAGUCGUUAUCUGGUUGGUUCUACGAGCUAGCAAGAAAGCAAUUCGUCGAUCCAGGCUUGAUCAGAAAGGUGUGGCAGUGGACGUUAUCCAAUCCCAGACUUGCCAUUCUUCUAGCUGUUUGCGACGAUGUGGCCUCGUGGCGACAGGCAGCUUUCUUUGACCUUCGGGACGAGAAUCUUCCUUUCCCAGAAGAUCGACUCCAGGGAAUUGUUACAGAUUCUGGGAAAGUGGUCGAAGAGCAAUGGCGCGCUACAUCGAAAGAACUAUCUUUGAAUGGCUCCCACGCCGAAUUCAACUCCCGUGAGACUGUGCCACUGCAGCACAUUAACUUGAUUCGUACAUCCAGGGGCUCUGAGAAGAGCGUUGAUCGCGUACGUCUACUAGGGAACGGUGAUGAUCGCAUCCUGAUCAGAAAGCGAUUUGUGCUGGCACGACCAAACCAAAAAGCAGCACUGCUCGACCAAAUCAAUAGAUACAGAGCGUUUGACCAUAGAAACAUCGCCAGCCUGUUAUGCUCGUACGCUCAAUCCAGUCACGUGGGUAUCGUCACUUCUAAAGCACAGUAUACCCUAGACGACUAUCUGGGUUUACCAGGAACGGAGCCAACACGGUCCAAAUUCCUUGUAGAUUGGAUGUAUGACUUGUCAUCUGCAUUAGACUAUCUACACUCGCAAUCAAUCUGCCACCGCAGUAUUCGACCGCGCAAGAUUGUCAUCGAGGGAUCGCGCAUCUUGUUCUGCGCGUUCGGCAUCGGCGACUCCAACCCGCUCCCCAGUACGACAUCCUCAGGCCCCCAGCGCCUCGACCAACGCCACAGCUAUUUCCAAGACCAAGCUUACAUAUACGCGGCUCCAGAAACUUUUAUUUCGCGUGGGAAGCGCUUCUCCGAUGUCUUCUCGCUUGGAUGCGUUUUCCUCUCUAUGAUGACCGUUGCUCAAGGUGAAUCUCCCUCCAUAUUCACACAGUACCGAGCUCGCUCUUCUCACGAUGCCUCGUUCCACAACAACCUCGAUCGCGUAGGGAGCUGGCGCAACCGCCUUCAAGCAAUGACCACCUCUGGGCAGCGCGGUGCCUUAAAUGUGGGAUCGGGACGUAAAGUUCGACAGCUGAAGGCCGAGGCCGAUUGGCUACAGAUAAUCGAAGAAAUGAUACGCCAGAAGCCAAAAGAGCGCGCGAAGAUCUCGUCGAUUGUGCAUGGCUAUGCGAGUGGAAAGGCUGUAGGAUUGAGGCGACGCAGCUUGGAUGGAUACAGUCAGUCUGCGCACCUUGCAGCAGCGGCGCUAUCGAGUGGCAAUGGUGCGGAGAAGACACCUGAGUUGAGUGUUUUUGACGGGUAUUUUGCUCAACAGGAGCAGAGGCAGCCAAAGUGGGGAUGA
Messenger RNA from Periconia digitata, 2892 nucleotides. Lineage: Eukaryota; Fungi; Ascomycota; Dothideomycetes; Pleosporales; Periconiaceae. The record is from the annotation of a GenBank genome assembly.